UCAAGACCAUCUUGCUCCAGAGCUGGACUAGCAUGUGCAAAAUUUACCACGGGGGUGUCAGGAAUUUCAAUCUUUGCUUCCAAAACAGGCUGGCAGCCUGGGGGCCCAAAGUGGGGAUUUCUUUUUUUGGGUUUAACACGGCACUGAUGGUAUUACCCUCCUUAUUCAAGAGUCCUAUAUCUUUUCAGUAGGACAUCAGCUGGUAUGCGAAGCUCCACAGUGUCACUAGGCUUAAGCCUUGGACAAGGAUGCAAGGAGUCCAUAAGCUAACGCCGCUUCAUUUUGGGGAUUUUUUGGGUGCCACUAGCGAUAGUGGGAAUGCUUGAGCAAAAGUGAACAAGUGCAGGAGAGACGAAAGGUGGGAUUAUGUUGGCUGCAACGUACACAACAGCACUUAUCUUUUUUAUUGUGCAAAGCGUUGGGGCCCUGGCACUUGGUACAACAUGUUGGGAUGAACGCCUAUCUCGGGCAGGGAGAAACAGCAGCUGUUUGGCUUCACAGCCGUUCCUGAUAUUUGGCCACGGUAAAGCCAUUCAUCGGAUGGGCCUCGAUGGCAAGAACCACAGAAGGCUUGUGGCUGGUGUGGGAAGCUCUAUCCUGCUUGAUUACCAUUUCAAAGAGGAGAGUGUUUACUGGGCUGACAAACACACAGGGGUCAUCUACAAAGCAUCGGUGAAAGGAGCACACAGACAGAAACUGUACUCCUUUGACAAACACAUCUCGGGACUUGCAGUGGACUGGAUCUGGAACAGUGUGUAUUGGACAAGUGAAGCAAAGGGAGAAAUAAAGAGAAUGGAUAUAAACGGGAAAAAUGAGAGGACUCUUUUAAGACACUUGAUUCAUCCAAGUUCCAUAACUGUGGACCCCGCUAACAGGUUUUUGUUUUGGCUGUCUGGUGGGUUGACUCCAAGUAUCCAACGGUCUGAUCUAACAGGCCAGAUGAAAAUGACACUAAUUGUAACAGGAGAACAACUCAAAGCCCUGACGAUUGACCGAGAGGCCAAAAGGCUGUUCUGGGUUCAGUUUGGUCUGCAAGGAGAAAGCACAAUUGCCUCUUGCGAUUACAACGGGAAUGUCCUGCACAUCAUGGAUCAGCCACUUCGGUCACAGUCACUUGGAAUAUCACUUUUCCUUGAGCACAUUUACUACACAGAUGCUGCAUCUCGGGCCAUAAAACAAGUAAAUAAGUACACUGGUGGAGAGUCACUGGAUGUUAACAUAAAAAAAAUGGCAAAACCUCCAGUUGACAUCAAGGUGGUACACUCACUCAACCAGCCAAUGGCAGACUCCCCAUCAACAUAUCCAGGUUGUGAUGAACAAAGUGGCAACUGUGUUAACGUGUGCUCCAGUCUAGCAGAGACUGGGCUCUGCCAGUGCAGUGAAGGCUUUGAGCUAAACAAGCAAGGAACCCACUGUGAAGAUGUGAAUGAAUGUGCCCACUGGAACCAUGGCUGCUCUCUUGGUUGUGAAAACAUCCCAGGCUCCUAUUUCUGUACCUGUCCUCAAGGAUACGCCCUGCUACCAGACAGAAAGACAUGCCAAGAGAUCAUACCGUGUGAAGGAAAUAUGACAAAGUGUGGUCAUGGAUGCCUGUUAACAGAAAAUGGAGCUGUGUGUGUUUGCCUUGAGGGGUCUAUACUGCAGGAGGAUGGACAAGCCUGUUCUGGCUGCUCAUCCCCAGAUAGAGGAGGCUGCAGUCAAACCUGCACUCCUGUCACCCCUGGUAGGUGGCAGUGUGGCUGUCUGCCUGGCUACCAGCUCCACCAAGAUGGCCAUCGAUGUAUUGCAACCGCACCACCACCUUAUCUGCUAGUUGCAAAUCUAGUAGAUGUGAGAAGAAUUAACCCUGACGGCAGUGGGGAUCAAACAGUGGUGGAGGAGCCCAGAGGAACAAUCAUAGCUUUGGACUAUGACCCCGUCCAGAACAAUGUGUACUUUGCCAGCACAAGCCAGAAAACAAUUGAGCGAGUUGAUCUGAACGGUGGGUCAAGAGAGGUUCUUAUCUCAGAUGGUUUGGACUCUCCAGAAGGCCUGACAAUUGACUGGGUCCAUCGCAAGAUGUACUGGACAGAUAAAAGCCUGGCAACCAUUGACUGUAGCACCUUAGAUGGUCUGCACAAACAACGCAUCAUCAGCACAGGACUCGAGAAACCGAGAGGAGUUGCUGUUCAUCCACUGGCCAAGAAGUUAUUCUGGACCGACAUAGGGGCCCAGCCUGUGGUGGAAUGCGCCUCCUUGGAAGGGACAGACCGAGCCGUCAUUGCUAGCACCAACCUUGUGUUGCCCACCGGCCUGACCAUCGAUUUCACAGACGACCGUCUGUACUGGUGCGACCAGAGGAGGGGCCUGAUAGAGACUGCUGCUCUGGACGGCUCAGGUCGACAGGUGCUGUUAGAGAACCAAGUAGGUCGCCCUUUUGACCUCGCGGUAUUUGAAGACAGGCUCUGGAUUUCUGAUCGGGAAAAGCUGAGGAGUGUACACAAGUGGACUGGGAAGAAGCUGCAACGGAUUCAUGGCAACAUGAUCCAACCAGGCUCCAUCGUGGUGGUUCAUCCCCUCGCUAAACCAGGGGCAGAUGUUUGUCUUCACCUGAACGGUGGCUGUGCCCAGGUGUGUGAAAGUAAAGUGGGAUAUGCCCACUGCUCCUGUCUGUCACACUACAUCCCGUCAGCGGAUGGAAAAACUUGUUUGCCCGUCGAUGUUUCCAAUGUAACAGCAGAAUCUGGAAAAAGUGAUCUCAAAAACAAGACGUUUAACGAUGCGAAGGCAUCCUCAGAGGAUGAAUUCCACUCAGAUGCAGGCAGUGAGCCAUCGCUCUUUACAGACAAGAUGAUUUCAGACCAGAAUGAGUGUUACUCACUCCGCUGUGAUGUGAAUGCAGAGUGUCUGCUGAAUGCAGGCAGCCCCACCUGUUUAUGUCUAGAGGGCUUCACAGGUGAUGGCCAGCUUUGUGUAGACAUUGAUGAGUGUAAACUGGGCCUGCACAACUGUGACAAAUAUGCAGAAUGCAAAAACAGUGAAGGGAAAUUUCUCUGCAAGUGCCUGGCUGGAUACUAUGGCAACGGGCACUCAUGUCAAGAGCUGGAGACCACAUCUCUGUGGGUGACGCCUGGCAGCCCUGUCGAUGUCACCACCCAGACCAACGGCAGGAAUUCAGUGCAGACCUGUCCCUCCACCCAUGAGACGUACUGCCUUUACCAUGGUGUCUGCUUCUACUUUCCUGAAAUGGAGUCAUAUGCCUGCAAUUGUUUAUCGGGCUACAUAGGGGAGCGCUGUCAGUUCAGUGACCUGGAGUGGUUGGAGCUUCAGCAGGCGGAAAAGGAGAAGAGGAGGAAUGUGGUCAUCGCGACCUGCAUGGUGGUCCUUGUUUCCCUGCUCUCCAUCACUGCCUGUGUCACUUACUGCUAUGGAACAAGAAGACUCUUCCACAAACAGCCCUCAGUGGACAAUAUGAGUGAGACCAGCGUGACGGAUGAGAGUGUGUCACAGAUCACUGCCACCAGCGUUCCUCGGUUCUACAUGGUGGUAGAAAACGGUGCGGAAGGAAAGAUCAUCCCUGCCAUUGGCUGUCCAAGGAGAGCUGUCUGUCCGUCCUGCUCUUCAGAAACAAGUACCAAUGCUUCCUCUGAGGAGGCAGGAACAAUGUUCAGACACAACAAGGGCUAUGAGUGCUCUAUGGUGUCAGCUGUCGCCAUGGUGACAACCCCAUCCACUGUCAAUCACUCGAGUCCAUCAGUGCCUUGUACGUCUUUCAAGCUGACACCAGGCUCCCAGAAUCUCAACUCAGAGUCAUCUCCUUCCUAGCUCACAGAUCAACACAGCUGGACAGAACUGUAACAUCUGGAUUCAAGGUCUAAGAGAAGACUGGAAUGUGACUAGAAUGAUGGUGUAACAACAGAACUUCAUUUUGCAUCGUGAACUCUCUCAAAAAAGAGCAUUUUUGAGAGAAUGUCAUUCUCUCCAAUUACCGCAUGUACGCUGACAACAUAUGUAAACUACCGGUAUAAAGUCUGGACACACUUUCUCAUUCAAUUGAAUGAGAAGGUGUGUCCAAACUUUUGACUGGUGAUGUACAUGUAUAGGACAGCUGUGAUAGAUUCCAGCUACUCCCAUGACCCUAGUGAGGAUAAGUGGUAGUAGAAGAUGAGAUGAGAUGUACAUUUAUGUUUAUUUACAUGAUGUACAUUUCAUUUGUUCCUACAGAGAGUAGAUUUAUAAUACCUGUAUAUUAUUAAAUCAUAAAUAUGCUCAAUACAUGUAUACACAGUCAACUACUUCCUCUGCUUGCUUUUGAAAAGAAACAAAAACAAAAACCAAUCACUAAUACAUUCCAUUACAUUGUCAUGGAUACCCAUCCAUGAAACUACUGUUUGUGUUUAACAUUUAAUCAAUUUGUCCUUAAUUCCAGGCCCUUAAUUCUCAUUUACACAGUCCUGAAUAACUGCGCUUGACCACUGUCUCUAAAAAAAACGUCACUGGUCACAUGAAUUAUUGUCAUUAGGCUACUGGCAGCAAAAAUACUAGCUUACUAAAGUAUAGGCUAUUAUAAUAACUUAUCAUAUCUACUAUAACGCCCCCUGGCCUUGGUGCCUGUAGAGCAAAAGCUGAACUGUUGUCAGGUUUUAUUUUAGUAAAGGGACAUGUUUUGUUUGUAAUCACUUUUUUAUGUACUUUAAGGGUCAACAAUAUUACAGAAUUCAUUUUCAAUGUAUAAUAUUUUGGCUUUCAAGCACAAGCUUUGCCAGGUGAAGCAUUUUAUUCAAGAUUAAAUAUUUGUUAACUUAGCCUAUAUUACAACAGUUACAGUUUGUAACAGCAGCCAUGUCAGAGAUUGACUAAAUUAACCUGAGAACUGUGAUAUGCAAAGUUUAAGUUGUAUUUAUUUUUAUACAAAAAUCUAUAAUGCUACAUUUCUACUUAUGGUAUGUGUAUGCUUUGAGGAAUAAGAUGAGGAUCAGCUGAACUAGGAUGCUGACUGAUUGCUGAGUAAUUCAUUGGAACGGCCUGCCUGGCAUGGAAAGGGAAGGUAUCUUAGUAUUGAUUUCCAUCUAACUCCUUUGUGUUUAUCUCCAAUGCCAAUAUUCAUUUUGAAAGCACAAGCAACUUCCAACUGUGAUCGUGUAUUAUUUUUAGCACGUAUGGGCUAAAACUGGAAUUAGAAUUUUGCUAGAAGAAGCAUGUUUUUUCUUCUUCAAUAAAACUAUAUACACAAAAA
Molecule: messenger RNA, 5215 nt
Organism: Mugil cephalus (flathead mullet)
Lineage: Eukaryota; Metazoa; Chordata; Actinopteri; Mugiliformes; Mugilidae
Gene: egf
Product: epidermal growth factor
Exons: 23
Coding region: 367-3804 (1145 amino acids)
Molecular function (GO): calcium ion binding
Source: RefSeq, a predicted model, not a curated record